Molecule: messenger RNA, 1815 nt
Organism: Erpetoichthys calabaricus (reedfish)
Lineage: Eukaryota; Metazoa; Chordata; Cladistia; Polypteriformes; Polypteridae
Product: hyaluronidase-like
Exons: 4
Coding region: 172-1644 (490 amino acids)
Biological process (GO): hyaluronan catabolic process; carbohydrate metabolic process
Molecular function (GO): hyalurononglucosaminidase activity
Source: RefSeq, a predicted model, not a curated record
GAAUUUGAUAACAGAGUCCUCCUUUCUCAUCAUUAUUAGACCCACCUAUGAGGAGGAGUCAAAACCACAAGAACAACUUUACCCCAAACCAAGAGUUGGGAAAGAGGCACCGUCUCCUGUUGUUCAUUAGGACUGAGCGAAAAACAGCACUUUUGUGUGAUUGUGCAUGUCAUGACAACUACCUGGAGUCAUUCUUGGAUCAUUUGGCUUGCAUUUUCUUUCCUCAUUUGGAAUGUCACUUGCCAGCAACUCAAAAAGGCCAAGGCUCCCUUACUUCCGCACAAACCCUUCAUUGUUAUUUGGAAUGCUCCCACAGAGUCAUGUCGACUCAGAUUCAACGUCGACCUGGAUCUCAGUGUUUUUGACAUUGUGGCCAAUCAAAAUGAAACUCUAAGUGGUUCUAAUGUUACAAUCUUUUACCACACUCACUUAGGCCAUUACCCAUACUACUCUGAUGGAGGAGAUCCUGUCAAUGGUGGACUUCCACAGAAUGAAAGCCUGAAUAAGCACUUAAUCAAAGCCAAGUCUGACAUUGACAGAUUUAUACCAUUAAGGAACUUCAAAGGCUUAGGGGUAAUUGACUGGGAAAACUGGAGGCCACAGUGGGUUAGGAAUUGGGGAUCUAAGUAUAUCUACAGAAACAAAUCAAAAGAAAUUAUUAAGCAGCGUCACCCUCAGUGGUCAGAUCCAGAAGUUGAAAAGGAAGCAAAAGAAGAAUUUGAGAAGGCUGGUCAGACCUUCAUGAAUACAACACUUUUGCUGGCACAGAAAGAAAGACCCAAUGGACUAUGGGGAUUUUAUCUUUAUCCAGAUUGUUACAAUUAUGACUAUAAACAGCAUCCACAUAGCUACACAGGACAAUGUCCAUACAUUGAGUACAUCCGCAAUGACUACCUGCUUUGGCUUUGGAAAGGAAGCACAGCGCUUUACCCUUCCAUUUAUUUGGAUUAUGAAUUGAAGUCUUCACCCAGUGCCCUAAAAUUUGUCCAUUACCGAGUAAAAGAAGCCAUGAGGAUUUCAUCAAUUGCUCGAAAUGACUUUAUGCUGCCAGUAUUUGUUUAUUCAAGACCUUUUUACGCUUAUACUUUUCAUAUUUUGUCUGAGAUUGACUUGGUCCAUACCAUUGGCGAGAGUGCAGCUUUGGGUGCCGCUGGUGUUGUUUUGUGGGGAUCUUCAGAAUAUGGCAGUUCUGAGAGCAACUGCCGUGCAGUGAAAAAGUAUAUCGAUGGACCUUUGGGACACUAUGUCAUAAAUGUGACCUCGGCCUCUAAGCUCUGCAGCAAAGCCUUGUGUAAGAAGAAUGGGAAAUGUAUCCGAAAAGAUAUGGCUUUUGGUGCAUAUUUACACUUAAAUCCUACAUAUUUUAGAAUCUGGAAGAACUCUCAUGGAAAUGGCCCCAGCUUUUUGGUUCGUGGACAUCUGAGCAGAGAAGACAUCUUGUUCAUGAAGCAGAAGUUUACCUGUCAGUGUUAUCAGGGCUGGACAGGCGUGUUCUGUGAGCAGCCAGAACUCACUGACUUCACAAGUCACAGAGGAAAAAAAUCUUUUUCAUCAAAUAUUGUGGGUCCUACUUUGCAUGUUACAUGCAUGUUAUCUUUUGCUCUGUUCUUUUUCAUUUUGAUUUGCAAAUUUUUAUUUGCAUAGCUCUCCCCAAAAAUCCACACACACAUGUAUGCUGCCAUCCAUUUACAAACCUAUUUACUGAAAUACAUUUCAAGGUCAUGGGAGCAGGAGUCUGGACACAAGACAGGAAGCAACUCCAGAUGGCAUGCCAGUCCAUCAUAGGGCAAACUUACACGAAGUGAACCAAUUUCU